UCAAACCUUGCUAUUUUAAUUUGCAUCUGAGAGAAUGUCUGAGCAAGGGGACCUGAAUCAGACAAUAGUGGAGGAAGGCGGGACAGAGCAGGAAAGGGCCACUCCAGAGAAUGGCAUUGUUAAAUCGGAAAGUCUGGAUGAAGAGGAGAAGCUGGAAUUGCAGAGGCGGCUGGCGGCUCAGAACCAAGAGAGAAGAAAGUCAAAGUCAGGAGCAGGAAAAGGUAAACUGACUCGCAGUCUCGCUGUCUGUGAAGAAUCCUCCAGACCCGGAGGCGAAAAUCUUCAGGAUCAGGAAUCAAUUCAUUUACAGCUUUCCAGUUUUCCCAGCCUGCAAGAGGAUGAUAAAUCUAGGAAAGAUGACUCUGAAAGAGAAAAAGAAAAGGAUAAAAACAAAGAUAAAUCCUCUGAAAAACCCAAGAUCAGAAUGUUAUCAAAAGAUUGCAGCCAAGAAUACACGGAUUCUACAGGCAUAGACUUACAUGAGUUUCUGAUUAACACAUUAAAGAAUAAUUCCAGGGACAGGAUGAUACUCUUGAAAAUGGAGCAGGAAAUUAUUGAUUUCAUUGGUGACAACAAUAAUCAUUAUAAAAAGUUCCCUCAGAUGUCAUCCUAUCAGAGGAUGCUUGUCCAUCGGGUGGCAGCUUACUUCGGGUUGGAUCACAAUGUGGAUCAAACAGGGAAAUCUGUUAUCAUCAACAAGACCAGCAGCACAAGAAUACCAGAGCAAAGGUUUUGUGAACAUUUAAAAGAUGAAAAAGGUGAAGAAUCCCAGAAGCGGUUUAUCUUGAAGCGAGAUAACUCUAGUAUUGAUAAAGAAGACAAUCAGUCAGUUUGCUCCCAGGAAAGCCUUUUUGUGGAAAACAGUAGGGUCUUGGAAGACAGUAACAUAUGCAAUGAGACCUAUAAGAAAAGACAGCUCUUUCGGGGCAACAGAGAUGGCUCAGGAAGAACGUCCGGGAGUCGGCAGAGCAGCUCUGAGAAUGAACUCAAGUGGUCCGAUCACCAAAGGGCCUGGAGCAGCACAGACUCUGACAGCUCCAACCGCAAUCUCAAGCCCGCCAUGACCAAGACGGCGAGUUUUGGGGGCAUCACGGUGCUGACCAGGGGUGACAGCACGUCCAGUACCAGGAGUACCGGGAAGCUGUCUAAAGCAGGUUCUGAGUCUUCCAGCAGUGCCGGUUCGUCAGGAUCACUGUCCCGCACCCAUCCCCCUCUCCAGAGUACACCCCUGGUCUCAGGCGUGACAGCCAGUUCUCCUGGCUGUGUACCCUAUCCAGAGAGUGGAAUGGGGGGCCAGGUUGGUGCCAACAGCACUGGCUAUAUACUCCUUCCACUCGAAGCUGCAACAGGCAUCCCGCCUGGAAGCAUCCUUCUGAAUCCACACACAGGCCAGCCCUUUGUGAAUCCCGAUGGAACCCCUGCAAUAUACAACCCCCCCACCAGUCAGCAAUCCCUGCGAGGCACGAUGGUGGGGCAGUCCCAGCAGCAGCCACAGCAGCAGCCCUCUCCUCAGCCACAGCAGCAGGUCCAGCCACCACAGCCGCAAAUGGCAGGCCCCCUGGUCACUCAGUCUGUCCAGGGGCUGCAGGCUUCCUCCCAGUCAGUGCAAUACCCAGCAGUCUCGUUUCCUCCCCAGCAUCUCCUGCCUGUGUCUCCAACGCAGCAGUUCCCCAUGAGAGAUGAUGUGGCGACACAGUUUGGCCAGAUGAACCUGAGUAGGCAGUCCUCAGGAGAGACUCCUGAGCCCCCAUCUGGCCCUGUCUACCCCCCAUCCCUCAUGCCCCAGCCAACCCAACAGCCCAGCUAUGUCAUCGCCUCUACAGGCCAGCAGCUCCCCACAGGGGGAUUCUCAGGCUCUGCACCUUCCAUCUCUCAACAAGUUCUCCAGGCCCCUCCCUCACCACAGGGAUUUGUGCAACAGCCUCCACCUGCACAGAUGCCCAUAUAUUAUUAUCCAUCUGGUCAGUACCCUACCUCAACUACACAGCAGUACCGGCCCAUGGCCUCAGUUCAGUACAGUGCUCAGAGGGGUCAGCAGUUGCCACAGACAGCACAACAAGCAGGUUACCAGCCAGUCCUGUCUGGUCAACAGGGGUUCCAAAGCCUAAUGGGAGUGCAGCAGCCACCUCAGAGUCAGAGCGUGAUGAGCAACCAGCCAGGAACUCCGGUGCAAAGUGUGAUGGUCUCCUACCCAACAAUGUCUUCUUAUCAGGUGCCAAUGACCCAGGGUUCUCAAGGGCUGCCCCAGCAGUCAUACCAACAGCCAAUCAUGCUACCUACCCAGGCAGGUCAAGGGUCACUACCAGCCAGUGCAAUGCCUGUUUACUGUAAUGUCACACCGCCAACCCCUCAGAACAACCUUAGGCUGAUUGGCCCACACUGUCCCUCCAGCACUGUCCCUGUGAUGUCGGCUAGCUGCAGGACAAACUGUGCGAGUAUAAACAACGCUGGGUGGCAGGUGAAAUUCUGAGCUCUUUGGCUAUGGUGCGUUUCUUCAGAUACUACUCAUGGUCUUUAAGUGAAGAGGAGCAAGGUGGGAAAACUGGCUGAGGACUUAAGUACUUACUCGACAUUCAAAUGAUUGCUGCUGGUAUUCUGUAAAAAAAAAAAAAAAGACUAAUACACACAUUAGCUGGUUAAUGGUGCAUAUUUCUGUCAUGUCUGCUAGGUAUGCCUUUAUAGCUUAGCUAGUGACAUGAAUUCAUCAAGGUAAGAUUUUCUCCUACCACUGAAUACCACUGUGUAGACUAUAAUAUCCCUAAUUUGGAUUAUUAGUUUUGUACUUUGUGUUGAGUUUGUGAUGCUAAAAGUAUUUAAAAAUUAUAUACUGAACUCAUAUUGUACCAAAGCUGUAAUGGAAAAGAAAAGAAUUGAUGAAUGGAAGGAAUAAUUUAUAUACACUAUAGAGUUUUCUUUUUUAAUGGAUAUAUACUGUAUUGUAGUGUUUAAUCAAAAUAAAACUAUUUGACCUUAUGGAGGAAGGUCAUGUUUUUACCACCAGUUUGAUUCA
This is a messenger RNA of Pteropus alecto (black flying fox), 3010 nucleotides long. It is a transcript of the gene ARPP21, whose product is annotated as cAMP regulated phosphoprotein 21. Lineage: Eukaryota; Metazoa; Chordata; Mammalia; Chiroptera; Pteropodidae. The record is from RefSeq and is a predicted model, not a curated record. Gene Ontology annotation, cellular component: cytoplasm. Bases 35 to 2470 code for a protein of 811 amino acids. The transcript is spliced from 18 exons. Gene Ontology annotation, molecular function: nucleic acid binding.